UUUUAUUAUAUACAUUUUUUGUGCGUUUUUUGUUAAUAUUAUACCGCGUUGUUUGUUUCUGUUUGUUUUUAUUAUUUAAAUAUAUAUUAUCUCAAACCUACAAAUAAGACAUUCACUAGUUUGUUUUUCAAUGUUCGUCUGUUUUACAAACGUUUCUCGCUGCACGGUUACGAAAAUAUGACGGUUACCAAUUACGGCAUGAUGAGGCCCUGUUUUACCGGAUACCCAUUUCAAGGCCAGGGCCGGGUUAACCAGUUAGGCGGCGUGUUUAUCAACGGCCGGCCUUUGCCCAACCACAUCCGGCUGAAGAUCGUCGAGAUGGCCGCGGCUGGCGUGCGACCAUGCGUCAUAUCCAGACAGUUGCGGGUGUCACACGGAUGCGUGUCAAAGAUCCUGAAUCGCUACCAGGAGACAGGCAGUAUCCGGCCGGGCGUGAUCGGCGGCAGCAAGCCUAGAGUGGCCACGCCGGAUGUGGAGCGUCGCAUCGAGGAGUAUAAGACGGAAAAUCCCGGAAUUUUCAGCUGGGAAAUACGUGACAGAAAUGACAAUGAGCCCGCCCAAUAUCACGAUAAUAAAAGAUUGAUUAGAGAAGGAUUGUGUGACCGAGGAAGCGCCCCGUCUAUCAGCGCAAUAUCGAGGCUUUUAAGGGGCCACGAUGGUGAUGAUUCAGCUUCGGAGAAAAAAGUUAGCGACGGCAAAACUUCAGACGGUUCAGACUGCGAUUCGGAACCGGGUAUACCAUUAAAACGCAAACAGCGUCGCAGCAGGACCACGUUUACUGCGCUGCAGUUGGACGAGCUAGAAAAGGCUUUUGAGCGCACCCAGUACCCAGAUAUUUACACCAGAGAAGAGUUAGCCCAGCGCACCAAACUGACCGAAGCCAGAAUACAGGUGUGGUUCAGCAAUCGGCGCGCGAGACUUAGAAAACAAAUGUCUAGCAACACCGGAAGUUCCACUCCAGGUUCCGGUGGCUACGGCAUGGGAUUGGCUCUCGGGUACUCACCGUCCGCUCAGCAGCAACAGAACCAACAGCAACAGUCGUCGGGCCCGAACUCAUCAUCUACGCCCGCUUACAUAAUGUCGCCGCAACAGUUGCACGAACCGUACAACACGACGCCGGACGGAUACAAAGAACCGGACGAUCAUCAUCAUCAGCAGCAGCAACAGCAACAGCAGCAACAUCAACAACAACAGCAACAGCAACAGCAGAUGAUCAAGGACGAACAUCAACAAAACAGCAUGAUGUACAGCGGUCUGGGUGCCACGUCAUUAAUCGACCACGAUAACAGGCCUCAUAGCAACAUCAGCACCGAAGCGGCAACGGCCACGUCGUACAUAGGAAUCGCUGGCGGAACGUACCCGACUACGCCGCUCUACACGUCCACGUCGUCACUGCUCACUUCUCAACAGAUGGGACAGUUGAACGGAAGCGGCCAGCUCUCACAGUUACACAUCGGCCCGGGCGGCGGCCAUCACCAGGCCUCGUCGCCGAACUUACUGUCGGCCGCGUCGCAGUCCUAUCAGAUCGGUUCGGCGGCCGCCAACUCAGCUCCCACGAUGAUCACGCACCAUCAGCUGUCUCCAGUGUCGGCUAACAUCACACUCAUGGGACAAUCCAACGGAGCGAACGGUGGCGACAGCCUGAUCACUGUGUCGUCGUCUGAACUGGUGUCGAUGCAGAGCCCGUCCAGCUGGUCGGCCCUGGCCAACCACCACGGCCUCGGCAUCGGCGGCGGUGGCGGCGUCGGCGGACACCAUCAGAUGCCACCCAUGAACCCGACCCGGAUAAGCCCUCAACCCACUCUCAUACCGACAGCUUGCAUGGGAGGCCAGAUGAGUCCCACUUCGGCUGCUUACUACCAGCCCCGACAGACGCAUCCGCCGUUCUACACGUGGUACUGAUCACCCCGGACGAUCCACCUCGUUCCGACGACUUUUCGGCGUUCUCUUCUAUACGGACGAAAACUGCGCCGCACGCAACCCACAACCCACAACCCACCACGUUUACCUGCAUAAUUUACGUUGCACUGCACCAUAUCAGUGUCGUCCACAUAAAAAAAAGAUUUUUCUCUCUCGAAUUUCUGCCUAUGUAGCUUGGCACGUUAUACGGUGAAGUGCGUCGUUCUUAUAAAUGCAUACUACACAGUACGCAUAGACAUAGGUAUCGAUUACCGGCGCAGUCUGUCGAUUAUAUAAUAAUAUUAUCAUCUUUGGCUGACGACAGGCGGACGGCCGGAAGCGCGUCUGUAGACGGAAGUCGUCCUGCAACGCGCAGAGUUGUUCUGGGAACUAUAGCGCACGUACAGCCAUAUACUAAUAAUUUAGUGACGAUUCGUAGCAGUAUAAAUAAUAAUUCCAUGUACAUAAAGCAAUAAUAUAUAAAAUAUCAAAAACCGUGUCAGGUCUUCUACAUAACAGAUCUUUCUGAAAAUCGGACGUGAAAUACAAAUACGACGUAUAAGAUGAAGAAAAACCAAAUUACUCGCGAACAAAACUACGGCUUUCUAUAUAUUAUAAGCCGUUUAUCUGCACUGCAACACGUCGCCGCGUACAUUUAUCAUAUAUUUUUGUAAUACUUUCGUCUAUAACAUCUCGGUAGGUACGUUUGAAAAUUUGUGUUGCACGUCGUUAAUAAUAUUUCUGCGGCGCGUACUGAUGCAGUAUUGAUAUUGUUAUUGUACAAUAACAAUAAGCUAUACGGAUAGUAGGCCAAGAAAUAAAACCUACCUGCCUAUACCUAUACUGGCUAUAACAUCAUAUGAAUAUGAUUUGUACUUAUACGAACGUUGCGUGGCGCCGCGGUGGAGGCCACGGCCAUUCGUCCAGAUAGGAACGUAUUCGUUUUAUCACAACUAUAAUAAUAUAGAUAAAUGAUAUUGUAAGAUCAUACAUUGUUGUAUAAUAAUGCAGUGGAUCGCGGUGACAAUAUAGUAUUAUAUUAUUAUUAUUGUGACGAAGAUAACUCAAAAGUGCCUCAAUGCCACAUUCCGAAUUGUAGUACGGCCGAUAUUAUUUGCUCUGUAUAUUAUUAUAAUGGUUGCUCGUGAGGGAUGUGCGUUAUGAUAAACUUACCUAUACACAGCUAUAAUACCUAUACAAUAUAAUAUAAUACAUGACACGACAUGCACACCUAUGUAUUACAUAUGGUGUUUCUAUUAUUAUACUGUUGCGGGUACGAUUAUUGUUGUCGGUAGUCGAUUUUCAGAAAUAAUAUUAUUAUGGUCGCCAGUGAUCGUCCCCAUGUGCGGCGGCGGCGGGUGAUCGAGGGAAGAGCAACAAACAAAUAAACAACCGUUAUAUCGUUUUGAUACUUGUCUUCCGGUCAAGUAUGCGGCGCGUUUAUGUGUGUUUGUAUAGGUAUUAUAAAUUAUAUUUAACAUCAGUAGGUACAAUACGAUUGUAGUAGGUAGUUAACAUGUGGUAAACGUCACGAAUUCUUUCAUCUCGCGCUCGUCUACCCACCCGCCCACCACCAAGCAGCAUUGUCGACGGGGACAACUCCCUUGCGAAACGCACCACGCUAUAAUUAAAUAGGUAUAGCUGACCGGUGACCAUUCGUGAUAAAAUAUAAUAUAAUAUUUAUGGUCGAAGCCCGAAGGAUAUGAGAAAAGUCAAGUUGUAUUAUUACAACUACCUAUAUACCUACUUAAGGGCUUCCCAAUAUGAUAUUAUUAUAAUAUGAUGUAACAUACAAAUACACGCGUGAAAUCGUUUCGAUAUAGGUUUAAGCCUCAAACUUAAAUAUUAUAAAAAUCGUUGUAAUUACAAAUACUAUAACAAUAUGUACAUAGCGUUUAAUUUUCUAGUUGGGUAGUCUAAAUAAUUUUUUGUAUGUUCCUUAUAUUCAUUAUAAUAAUAUGUAUAUAACAUUAUUUGUACACAAAUUAUUGCCUGUAAGGCAAUUUAAACCCGAUUCCUAUUUUUUUUUUAAAUUUGUAUUUUAAAUCUCUUUAAAAUUAAAACGCGAUUACAAUAGUAUAGUAAUUAAAUGAUAUUUGCAAUAUUUGCAAUUAAGUCGAUUUAUUAAAAUAGUUUAUGUUGAUAGAAAAAACAAAUUGAUAAAUAUACACAUAGCAAUAUUCAAAAAACUCAUGAAAAUAUCGUUUUAAAUUGUAUUGUAUAACAUAUAAAUAGCUUACACAAUGUGUAUAUUUUUGUUUAAAACUAUUCUGUUUUUAAUGUUUGUAUGUGUAAAUAAUCACGUUUGUUGAACGGUUCGAUCUUAUAAUACUUCAACACCGGUACACUGCGCGGAAUUUUUUGUACCUAUUGUUAAUUUUGUUGAUUUUAGCUAAUUUUGUAUCUUGUAUAAGCAGACGUCACGUUGUCAAUCAACAGUCGUCCUAAGUUUAAUUAUAUUUUUUGUCUAUAAAA
Acyrthosiphon pisum (pea aphid) is the source of this 4374-nucleotide messenger RNA. Its product is annotated as protein gooseberry. Gene Ontology annotation, biological process: regulation of transcription by RNA polymerase II; anatomical structure development. NCBI's taxonomy places the organism in Eukaryota, Metazoa, Arthropoda, Insecta, Hemiptera, Aphididae. Gene Ontology annotation, molecular function: DNA-binding transcription factor activity, RNA polymerase II-specific; RNA polymerase II cis-regulatory region sequence-specific DNA binding. Bases 178 to 1902 code for a protein of 574 amino acids. The transcript is spliced from 9 exons. The record is from RefSeq and is a predicted model, not a curated record.